GAAGUGGGAAGGAGGGAUCAGUGGCGUGGUGCACUGAGAGUGUUGCGUUGGUUUGUCAGACGCCUCAACUAAUAUAAAAACUUUUUAUUUUUCAGUCCGUAACCAAAAUAUGCGGGCAAAGGGCGUAAUAGUUUUAACACUGUGGCCGAUUGAGAUAAUUAGAGUCUGAGUUCGGAAGACAUCUUUGGGAUUUCAAAAUUGCAUUCCUAGGUAACAGCAUUUGUGGGCAGGUAGGGAAGUAGCUUCCGGAAGAACUCGCGAUACAGGUUGGCAGUUUGCAUACGGCACUCGUAAAGUAAGUUUUGAAGCAAGUUUUUAAUCAAAUACAGAAGGAAAAAUGACGGAUUUUAGAAAAAAGAAGCUGUAUGUCUUCGUGGACGUGCUGUGCGUGGUAGUGGCGGCACUGCCUUUCCUCAUUAUGACCGUCGUUUUCCGGCCCUACCAGAGGGGUGUGUACUGUGACGAUGAGGACAUCAAGUACCCCUUCAAACAUGACACUAUCACCCACGGCCUUCUGGCUGCAGUCACCAUCUCCUGCACCGUCGUCAUCCUAGCAUCAGGAGAGGCCUACCUGGUCUACAGUAAGAGGAUUCACUCUAACUCUGAGUUCAACGGGUACGUGGCGGCGCUCUACAAGGUGCUAGGUACCUUCCUGUUCGGAGCAGCUGUCAGCCAAUCACUGACAGACCUGGCUAAGUUCACCAUUGGACGCCUGCGGCCCAACUUCAUGGCCGUCUGCAACCCCAAGGUCUGCAAAGGCUACAUGCUGGAUAUCAACUGCACCGGCAACUCUCAUGACGUCACUGAGUCCAGGUUGUCCUUCUACUCCGGCCACUCCUCCUUCGGGAUGUACUGUAUGCUGUUUCUAGCAUUGUAUGUCCAGGCGAGGCUGAGGGCAAAGUGGGCCAGACUCCUCCGACCCACAAUCCAGUUCUUCCUGGUGGCUUUUGCAGUGUACGUGGGCUACACCCGUGUGUCCGAUUACAAGCACCACUGGAGCGACGUUCUGGUGGGCUUCCUCCAAGGCGCUCUCAUUGCCAUCCUCAACGUGCGCCACGUGUCAGACUUAUUCAAGCAGGGUCCUUCCCACUGCUCCAGCCCAGACACGGUCGAGAACGAGGAACUGGAGCGCCGCAAACCCAGCCUGCAGAUUGCAGAUGCAGAUCACAACAACCAUUACAGCUACCCAGGGCCUGUGUGAGAGGGGCCAACCCAGUCAACCACUCUCACAACAAGCUCCCACAAACCACUGGACUGACUGAGGGGGCUGCGCACAUUACCAGAAUCCUCUAUGUCCUGGGUGCACCAGCGCAUGAGUGGGAGAGGACUUUUAUAUUGGGACAUCAUGGUUGAUGUUCACUAGUUUCUUAGUAUAUUCGUCUCAGAAGUUUUUAUGUUGCUUUUUUUUAACACAAUAGAUUAGGUAAGAGUACCAAACAUUCAGAUAAGAAAAAAAGACCAUUCUCAGAAGAGAAGAUGUCUAGAUGAGUCCCAUUUUAGUGCACCUUUAGUCAUAUGAGUAAUCUGAACUUCAGUGGGAGUUUGGGAUUGAUAUGUUGAUUGUUUCACCUAUGUGAAAUGGACUGCAGAGAUUUAGAAAUGUUGAUGUUGAUUGUGUAAGCUUGAUAUACCACUAGAUCACAAACAAUCAAUGCAAACGUUUGGCAUAAAGAUUUUAGAAAUUGAAAAUGAGAAAUUCUGCUUUUAGCUAUGCACAUUCUGGCAUCAAUCACUCUAUUUUUUUAAUUGAAGAAAUCAAUGUUUUAACGGUAACAUUGCUCCUUGAAGGUAUUUGGACAGUGCCUAUUCAUUUUUAUUUUAUAGAUGACUUUAUUCACAAGGUCAGAAAUGUCUAUAAUGCCAGCACUGUUAAGGUAUUGUGCAAUCACAAUCACCCCUGUUAGCCACUAUGAGCCACAAAUACUGUAUCUGCUAAUAUUAUGGCAUUUUUCUUUUUUCAAUUAUGUUAUUUUUUUCUGUGGCCCAUAUCAAACCAGUGCCUUCUUGGACUAGUGCCCUUUAAGAUUGACACACAUGGAUCAGAUUCCAAGUUCACAACACAAACCAGAUGCCUUUAACAUGAGCCUUUAAGAGUUGUAAUGAUACAGCUUACCAUUCGAGUCAUUUGUGGCAAGCUGGUAUAAUGCUCUAUGCAAAGUUCAAGGAUUUUUCCUUUCUUGUGUGGACUGCUGGGGCUAAUUUGUGAAGAAAUGCUUCUGUACAGUGACUAUGUCAGGCCUGGCCCUGCUUGGCACAGGAGGACUGAUGACAGAUCAGUCAGCUCUGGCAGAGAGAGGCUUACCUCUGGUAGUAAUUGUGAGGCUCAGAGAGCUGACUCAGAGCUGGCCUGUGACUGUUGAAUGGCAAGGUACUCAGAGGGGCCUCCUGCUAAGACGCAGGUCCUACGGACUUCAAGAGAUUUAAAGACUUUUCUUUGAAUUCCAUAAAUGAUAACCACCUGGAGCAGCUUCAGUGAAGUGUUGUUGUUGCGUAACGUCUCACCUGUGUAUUACUGAAUCCCCCAGCCCAAAUUUACCCAUGAAGCAAUAGUAUCACAAUGUUAUGGGGUUUGAGUUUCCUCCAGGUUUUCAUCAUAAAAGGCCUUGUUCUGGGUGGUGUGUGUUUCAUAUGUAAUAAUACUAUUCCUGGCCUGCUGGGUGGCGCAUUGGUCUAGGGCAGCGCUAGCUGUGCCACCAGAGACUCUGGGUUCGCGCCCAGGCUCUGUCGCAGCUGGCCGCGACCGGGAGGUCCGUGGGGCGACGCACAAUUGGCCUAGCGUCGUCCGGGUUAGGGAGGGAUUGGCCGGUAGGGAUAUCCUUGUCUCAUCGCGCACCAGUGACUCCUGUGGCGGGCCGGGCGCAGUGCACGCCAACCAAGGUCGCCAGGUGCACGAUGCGGCUGGCUUCCGGGUUGGAUGCGCGCUGUGUUAAGAAGCAGUGCGGCUUGGUUGGGUUGUUGUUGUGUUUCGGAGGACGCAUGGCUUUCGACCUUCGUCUCUCCCGAGCCCGUACGGGAGUUGUAGCGAUGAGACAAGAUAGUAAUUACUAACAAUUGGAUACCAUGAAAAGGGGGUAAAAAAAUGAUUUUAAAGAAUAAUAAUACUAUUCCCAUUAGCGGAUUGGUCCUGGUUGGCCAUUAUACAUGUACAGUUGAAGUUGGAAGUUUACAUACACCUUAGCCAAAUACAUUUAAACUCACUUUUUCACAAUUCCUGACAUAUAAUCCUAAUAAAAAUUCACUGUCUUAGGUCAGUUAGGAUCACCACUUUAUUUUAAGAAUGUGAAAUAUCAGAAUAAUAGUAGAGAGUGAUUUAUUUCAGCUUUUAUUUAUUUCAUCACAUUCCCAGUGGGUCUAAGUUUACAUACACCCAAUUAGUAUUUGGUAGCAUUGUCUUUAAAUUGUUUAACUUGGUUCAAACUUUUCGGGUAGCCUUCCACAAGCUUCCCACAAUAAGUUGGGUGAAUUUUGUCCCAUUCCUCCUGACAGAGCUGGUGUAACUGAGUCAGGUUUGUAGGCCCCUUGCUCGCACACGAUUUUUCAGUUCUGCCCACAAGUUUUCUACAGGAUUGAGGUCAGGGCUUUAUGAUGGCCACUCCAAUACCUUGACUUUGUUGUCCGUAAGCCAUUUUCCCACAACUUUGGAAAUCUACUUGGGGUCAUUGUCCAUUUGGAAGACCGAUUUGCGACCAAGCUUUAACAUCUUGACUGAUGUCUUGAGAUGUUGCUUCAAUAUAUCCACAUAAUUUUUCUUCCUACCUCAUGAUGCCAUCUAUUUUGUGAAGUGCACCAGUCCCUCCUGCUAGCAAAGCACCCCCACAACAUGAUACUGCCACCCCUGUGCUUCACGGUUGGGAUGGUGUUCUUUGCCAUGCAAGCCUCUCCAUUUUCCUUCAAACAUAACGAUGGUCAUUAUGGCCAAACAGUUCUAUUUUUGUUUCAUCAGACCAGAGGACAUUUCUCCAAAAAGUACGAUCUUUGUCCCCAUGUGCAGUUGCAAACUGUAGACUGGCUUUUUUAUGGCGGUUUUGAAGCAGUGGCUUCUUCCCUGCUGAGCGACCUUUCAAGUUAUGUGGAUAUAGGACUUGUUUUACUGUGGAUAUAGAUACUUUUGUACCUGUGUCCUCCAGCAUCUUCACAAGGUCCUUUGCUGUUGUUCUGUGAUUGAUUUGCACUUUUCGCACCAAGGUAUGUUCGUCUCUAGGAGACAGAACGCGUCUCCUACCUGAGGGGUAUGACUGCUGUGUGGUCCCAUGGUGUUUAUACUUGCGUACUAUUGUUUGUACAGAUGAACGUGGUACCUUCAGUCAUUUGGAAAUUGAUCCCAAGGAUGAACCAGACUUGUGGAAGUCUACAAUGUUUUUUCUGAGGUCUUGGCUGAUUUCUUUUGAUUUUCCCAUGAUGUCAAGCAAAGAGGCACUGAGUUUGAAGGUAGGCCUUGAAAUACAUCCACAGGUACACAUCCAAUUGACUCAAAUGAUGUCAAUUGGCCUAUCAGAAGCUUCUAAAUCCAUGAUUUUCUGGAAUUUUCCAAGCUGUUUAAAGUCACAGUCAACUUAGUGUAUGUAAACUUCUGACCCACAGGAAUUGUGAUACAGUGAGUGAAGUGAAAUAAUCUGUCUGUAAACAAUUGUUGUAAAAAUUACUUGUUUCAUGCAUAAAGUAGAUGUCCUAACCAACUUGCCAAAACUAUAGUUUGUUAACAAGAAAUUUGUGGAGUGGUUGAAAAAUGAGUUUUAAUUACCCCAACCUAAGUGUAUGUAAACUUCCGACUUCAACUGUAUGUCAAACAUUAUGCUGUUCUGUUCACUGUACAUGUAUCUAUCCAUAGCUGUUUAUGUAUGCACAAAAGGAAUCUAAAUAAAUACCAAAUACACCAUG
Messenger RNA from Oncorhynchus nerka (sockeye salmon), 4878 nucleotides. Its product is annotated as phospholipid phosphatase 2-like. NCBI's taxonomy places the organism in Eukaryota, Metazoa, Chordata, Actinopteri, Salmoniformes, Salmonidae. The transcript has 6 exons. Gene Ontology annotation, biological process: phospholipid dephosphorylation; signal transduction; phospholipid metabolic process. Gene Ontology annotation, molecular function: phosphatidate phosphatase activity. The coding region runs from base 338 to 1201 and encodes 287 amino acids. The record is from RefSeq and is a predicted model, not a curated record. Gene Ontology annotation, cellular component: plasma membrane.